GUGAUGUUAUUCAUCAAGGGUUCAGUGUCAAAAGAUCCGAAAUCCGUGACUUUUUACAGGCCGGCUUAUAUAUGUGACUUGAACAACAAUUUACUAUCUGUUUUAGGAUCCGUGCUUUUUUUACAUCCAUGCAACGACCAGAGAAGGAUGAUUCCAACUCUUCUGCCGAUGCUGCUGGAUGUGGACGAUACAGUACGAAUAAGGCCGGGAUGAGCGGUUUGGACAAGGCGACGAUCCUUCAAAUAAUUUUAGAGAAUUCCAAAGGCUCAAAGUUUUACGAGAACGAACUUCGUCGGGAACGUCUCCUACAGGAGCAAAUUGAACGAAAACUGGCCCAAAUUAAAACUUUCACUUCCGCGAUGGUUUCUCUGGGUGAGACGGAGGCGGAUUCGGUGCUGAAGUCGAUCGAGACUAAGCGUUGUUUCUCACGGUGCAUAAUGCAUUUGGAUAUGGACGCCUUCUAUGCCUCAGUGGAGAUCCGCGAUCAGCCAGAGUUGCGUUUCCAUCCGGUGGCUGUAGGCAGCAAUAGUAUGUUGUCCACAAGCAAUUACAUCGCUCGCCGCUUCGGUGUGCGUCCUGGACUCCCUGGAUUCCUUGGCAAAAAACUCUGUCCUGACCUGCGUAUCGUACCCCCCGACUUUGCUCGUUACACAGCAGCUAGUAGGGUGGUUCGAAGUGUGCUACGACCGUAUGCGGCAAUCGGACUCACUAAGGAUAAAACAUGUGGUGGGCCACCGGGUUCCGACAACGAAGAUGACCACCCGGUCGCCAUGGUUACUGCUAGCUUGGACGAGGCUUAUUUGGACUUGACUCAGCACCUGAAAGAACGUGUCAAUCUCUCCCAAGAGCAACGGUCCUUUUGGCCUCGACCAGCUCCUUCCGCUCCCAUGCUUGUCUGUCGAUGCCCAAAUCGGACAAAGAUAAAGAGUGCAGCUCAUGGAGAUAGUCAUACACAAUCUUGUACCGUGCAGAUGCAGUCUCGGGUAUCAGAACACGAAUCUUCCUUGAACGAGGAGAACGGAACAACUACAUCCUACACGGCAAACAUGCUAUCCGAUACGGUGGAUGAGGAUUUGGCAGUCUGUGAGAACUGUGGACUUCUUCUUCGAUCCGGCCGUCGUGUGUUUGGUAUCACAGCAUGGGAAGCAGCACGCGAAAUACGGUUUCGCAUAUUUUGCGCAACUCGACUGACUGCCAGUGCCGGACUUGGACCAAACACGUUGACUGCCAAAAUUGCGUCUGACUGGUGUAAACCUAGUGGGCAGUUCGAAGUUGCCCGAACUUCGGAGGCAGUCACAGAAUUUAUGCGGCAGCUACCUGUUCGAAAGGUUCCUGGAAUAGGCCACGUCACAGAACGACGUCUGGAAGCUUUCGGGAUUCGUACUUGUCGAGAUCUUAUUGAGAAACGUGGCAUACUGUGGCACCUUAGCAGUCGUUCCGCCAUGGCGUAUUACUUGAGAAUCGCUGUAGGUCAUAGCGAUGACGACUGGUUACCGUGUUCUAAUCCCGAAAUUCUCACUCGACCUAACGAUUCUAACGUACUUGCAUUAUCCGAAGGGGAUUCCAACCAAGGGCGUUAUGAAGUCGAUCGUAAAAGCAUGAGCGUCGAAAGAACCUUCCCGGACACUUUUGAACCGGAAGCACUUAUUCUGCGUUGUCGUCAGUUGUCAGCCAAGUUAUCAGAGGAUCUGAAAGAAGAACAUGUCAAGGGUCGUUCGCUCACUUUGAAGUUAAAACUUGAUACGUUCGAAAAUCGUUCACGUUCUCAAAUGCUCCCAGACUAUACAAACGAUGCGGAAAUUAUUGCAACAUUCGCGACGGAAAUUUUGCGUGAGGAGAUGGCCAACGAGAGAAUGGCGGUACCCGCAAACAAGCAGGUAGCAUCCACAAGCAAGCGGCAACAACCUACUGCUCGAGCAGAACCAAAAGCUCUCACCUUGCGACUCAUGGGUCUUCGAAUGUCCAGCUUGCUUCCAGCCGAAAUGUGUCCACAGAUCCGACAGCGUAGCCUGGAAGAGGCGCUCGCACAUGUUGUGGCUACGAAAAAGUUGAAUUUCGAACCAGUUGAUAAUCAGCCUGAUGAGUUUGAUCGCACGGCUUGUCCUCAAACGACGGCGAAGCAAAGUGGGAACACUGGAUCGGCUGGGUUGACAACAAGGAAGAUGAAACCCACAACUUCGCGCACACGGAAAUCUGACAAGUCAGUAGGCGCUUCGAUCCUGUCUUGGACACAAGUGUCAAAUGUGAAGGACCUUGCUACAUCCUCCACGCAAGAUGACAACAUUUUGGAUUCACGAGCCAUUAUCCUCACUUGUCCAGUGUGCAACGUAGUACUGAAGCUUCCGUCUGAAGAAGAGUUUAACACUCAUCUGGACGAUUGCCUCAACCGAAACACAAUUGCCGAAGCAAUCCGGGAAACCCUUCCAUCCCAAGACAGAAGUAGUGCGUCUCCCAUGACUCAGCAAACAUCCCGUAAGACAAAGCGAUCGCUUCCGUUAGCUUCUUCGCCAGCCUGCUCUAAACGAACCAAGGUUGUCCAGAUGAACAGAGAAAAACGGCACCGAGGGGGUCCGCUCGAUCGAUUCGUGCUCCCGUGAUCAGCCACGUUUUUUUAGAUGGAACCCUAUUCUUAUAUUACCAUAUUAUGCAUCAAAAUGCAUUUACUUUCUACACCGGCUUUUUACCUCCUCCCAUCAGAUAAGGGUUUUGUACUGUGCCAUUCAUCAUAAAGA
This is a messenger RNA of Opisthorchis viverrini, 2732 nucleotides long. RefSeq lists its product as hypothetical. Lineage: Eukaryota; Metazoa; Platyhelminthes; Trematoda; Opisthorchiida; Opisthorchiidae. Gene Ontology annotation, cellular component: nucleus. Gene Ontology annotation, molecular function: DNA-directed DNA polymerase activity; damaged DNA binding. Bases 129 to 2597 code for a protein of 822 amino acids. The transcript has 13 exons. Gene Ontology annotation, biological process: error-prone translesion synthesis. The record is from RefSeq and is a predicted model, not a curated record.